CCUCUCAUGCCAGAGUCACAGUUCAGUCUCAUGUCCUCUCCCGGCUUCCGUAGACAUUCCUUCACUGUCAGUUCUGUGCGGUGACAGACGACCAUCGGUGAGCCAACAAUCCAGCUCGAAGUGUAAACUAUGGAAGAGAUUAAUAACAUUGAAGUCACUCCGUGCACAGAGUCCGACUAUCUGAAACCGCUCAGGGUGCACUAUAACCAGAAUGGCACAAAGAAAUCCUGGGACUUCAUGCGAACCCAUGACAGCGUAUCAGUGCUGAUCUUCAACACCAGCUCACACUGUUUUGUCCUUGUCAAGCAGUUCCGCCCAGCUGUAUACAUGUGUGAGUGGGAAAGGACCAAGACGCAGCCGCCUAAGUCUGCUGAAAAAACUGAGGAGGGGGCCUCCGAAUCUGCCGCUACAGCCCCCGAGUCUCCGGAGGGCCAGUCGGCCCCAGAGGGGGAGAGCUCUUCUCAGUGGCCCCCGGCCUCAGCGGGCGUCACCUAUGAGCUCUGUGCCGGCCUGGUGGACAAACCCGACCUAUCUCUGGAGGAGAUUGCCCGGCAGGAGGUGCUGGAGGAGUGUGGCUACGAUGUGCCUGCCUCUAAACUGAAGAGGAUUACUUCUUACAGGUCAGGCGUAGGUGUAACAGGCGCCAAGCAGACCAUGUUUUACGCCGAGGUGUCUGACGACAACUGUGUGAGCGCAGGUGGAGGUGAGCCAAAGGAGGGAGAGCUUAUCGAGGUGGUCAAAGUCCCGCUGCACGAGGCCAUGACGUUUGCAUACGACGAGCGUAUACCCAAAACCAUGGGCGUCAUAUUUAGUUUCAUCUGGUUCCAUAAUAACAUGUCUCCCAAGUACAAGAUCUCCACCAAUGUGUAACUAGUAUUAACCAACCCUCUUUAUACUGUUUAUUCCAAAUUAGAUCAAACACAGGCCCAGCACAUCCACACUUCCCCACAUGGCCCUUCAUCCUGUAUUGCCUUUGUGCUUAUUGGUACAUGAUGAAAGGUGGGCCCCUUGUCUUGUUGCCAACAGGUAUCUUUAAGUUUUGUCCCGUUUACCUUUUUGAGUUUCAUGUGGUCUUAAUAUUUUGUCCUAAAAACAUAUUUGCCAUAGCUGGUUGUCACUGGCACAUUUAUCUCUUCUUGAUGAUUUUGUUUUUUUUUAAGUCUGUUAAUCAUUUCAUUUACUGUGCCAUCUGUUAUAAAUGGCUGCAUAUCACUGAUUUCAUUUGCCUGCCCUUGAUUAAAGGAAUACUCCACUGCCUUCAGUGUAGGCUCUUGAAUGUUACCUGUAUUUGAAAAAAGCUAAAUAGUAUUUUAAAUGCACCUGAUACUGGCUAAGAAAAAGCCAUUUACCAUUCUGCUUUCAGUCAAAUUCCAACUUGUUUCAAGCAUUCCUACAACACCCAGCAUUCAUUGCAAACUCUGUGAUGCUGACCAGCCACGUGCCCGUGGUUAGCCUCGGUUUGCUAACAUUUUAGCAUGUUAAUAUUUGCAUUGGAGUUGAUGCAAAUAGUUGUCUAACAAAGUGUGCCAGAGGUAGUCUGCAUCUAAAAUGACAAUACACAUCAUAUGAACAAUGGCUACCCUUUUUGUACUGGUCAUUAAUUGAACCAUUAAAGAUAUAGAUAUGGUAAAAAAAAAAAAAGCAAAACGGUGGAGUAUUCCUUUAAUCCAUGAUCCAGUAAUGCAAAAACUAUGCUAGUCAAUGGUGGGGCCUUGCAACGAUGAGGUGUUCGGUGUGUUUUAACCACCACUUGUUCAAGCACGCCUCAGUUAAUUUCUCUAAUCCACAGCCUUUAAGCAAUACUUAUUGUAGUACCCCGUGCUAAACAAUCACUCAGUGUCAAUGGUAGAAAAUCUUUACAAAGUCAAGACAGUGGACAUAUUAGCAGGCUUUUUCUUCUACAGGUGAAGUGGAAAAUGUGAGUUAGGUAGUUUCACACAUCACCGAAAAAGCAUUCAGCUACCCAUCCCUGCACCAAGGCCCUAAUCUCAGUUAUAAAUUUGUCAUUGUUCUCAAGCACAAUCUUGCAUUGAGUUACCGAUAUUUGGCCUGCAACAUGUCAGCGGACGGUAUUGUUUUUACUCUCUUUUGCAUGUUUUAUUUUUUUUUUAGAAACUGGAAAUACAGUAGAAAAGACAUUGUAUGAAGGCUAAAUCCUCAAUUUGUUUUAUCAUUUUCGUUACAAUCAAUUUCUAGAGAGUUCAUUUUAAACGGUUAUAUUUUGAACACAUUAAUGCAGGUGUAGGAGCAUAUUUUAUCUAAAAGAUUGCCUUUGGUCAUAAUUCAUUUCGGAGGGUUUCUGCGUCGUAAAUCUCGGAUGGUCGUUAACACGCAAACCUAAUCUCACAAAGUGAAUCUCAACAGCAGUUUGCCAAAAUCUCAGGUCAAAAUAGUCAAAGUUUUGGUCAUAUUCAGGGUGGAUCUCUGGAUGUGAUGAUGACCAGCAUGUUAUUAUAUUAUUCUAUUUCAAAAUCACUUGCAGUUUAAAGGCAACACAGUUCUUACUAUAUGUUAGUAUUUUUCUUCAUUCAAAAAGGGCUGGUACUUCAUUUAUUCGCCCCCCCCCACCUUGUAGUUUUCCUAAAAAUAUGCAAGUUUUGAAAAAAGACAAUACUGUUUUUAGAAAAUGACUGACUGCUCACUUAAAACACACCUCAUUAUUUAUACAUGAUUACAGUUGGAUAAUAAGAAAAGUACUCUUCUUGGUGCACCUGCAAAGUUUUGAAGUAUGUGAGAAAUAAAUAUAGUGAGUAAAAAUGUAAUGGUUAUUUAAAAAAAAAAAAAAAAAAAAAGACUUGCCAGAAUAACUUUGUUGACUUCAAGAUAAAAUGAAAAAGUGCUGUACGUUAGUUAUUUGUAAGAGUUCAAAGGUAAUAGCACUUUGAACAUAUUGGAGGUGAAAUCCUAAACCUGUUUUAUUGAACAAAAACAAAACCUAGUCCGCAAUUAAACAACUUCCUGUUGAUGGAUUUGUCUGAACUCUGCUGUAAACAUGAAGAAAUACUCCCGAUGAAUAUGAGCACCAGUUCAGCAUUUAUUUAGUUCUUCAGGGAUUUUUUGAGCCGGAGGAACAGCUGACAAUCAAAUGUGAACAUUUGUCUUCUUUUACCCAUAACCCCUUGUGUUUUUUGGUCAUUUCCAUUGGUGUGUUGGGUGUAUGUACUUGUCCCUAGAUCUCACCGAGGUUCUCUUAGAAGAGGACUGAGCAUCAGUUUCGGGCGCAUCAACGCAGUUAUCUGCUGCUGCUUGAUGUCGAAAUGCAUUUUUAUCUGCACAAAACAAUUUUUGAAUCAAACAAACUAAAUAUGUUUCACACACCGGGUCGACUAUUUCGCUCCCAGGUCGCGUAGGAAUAUAUGCAGAACCGGUAAGCCAUAUUUAUCGCCCCCCCUACAUUGCUAUCAUUGAGCUUCUUUGCCCUUUGGCCCAUCGAAGAUCAUUCCUUGAUGUAGGAUUCUAUAUGUUUGCUGGAACUGCUUGAAUCAUUUUGAUUUUGUUUAUUUUCUUUGCAAAAGGAAAGAUGACUCUCAUUUGCGUAAUUGAUUUACAUUCUUUCAAAUUACCACCGAAACCUGAUGUCCAAACACUAAAUCAGAUGCUCUGUGUUGUUGUCAUUUGUAAAUUUGGAUGCAAAAUUUCAAACGUAUACAAACUACAGGAUGUAUCUACUUUAUCAAGUUUAGAAAAAAAUUGGAAGCACCUUUUGGAAUCCCAUGAAAUGACCACUGGACAACUUAUGUGUAGAGUACAUUAUAUAAGGACACAUUGUAACACUAAAGGGGCUUUUAAACAAUAUUCUCUUAACUACGUUUUACAUUAUGAUAACGAUCUACCAUAAUAUCUUUUUUUUAGCUUUCACUAAGUUAUAUUUUUGGCACCUUAUCCUCAUUAGGUCCCCUAUCUUCCUUAUUUCCUCAAUCUUCUUCCAUGUGAUCUUUUAUUUAGUCUUAAGUUGAAUAAGGUCCAAGUGAAGUUUAAUGGAGAACCUUAAUAAAAUAUUCCCAAUGGUGCUCACAGUUUUCCAUCUUAUCUAGUAUGAGAUGAACCCAUCGUGGAAAACAAUGAACAUGGUCACUUUUUGUCUUGAAAUGACUCAUUAGAAACGUAUCUGUCGCCCACAUUUGAAAUAGGUUAGCCAUAAUCAUAAUCAAAAAAAUCCUCUUGUGUAUUUAAAAAGAAUUCUGUUUGCUGAAAUGAGGCCAACUGCUUCUGAUUUGGCUUGAUGUAAAAUGUGACAAAGCCAUUUCAACUUUUAAGGCCAGUCUGUAACUUCAUGUGCCUGUCAAAUGUGGAGAACUGCCAUGUGACUUCUCUUUUGGCUGAAAUAGUUUUUUUUUUCUUUUUGAGGAAAGUUAUUGCAAAAACACAAAGGCUUUUCUUUGCCUUUUUCCUUUGGCUUGUCACUGUGGGCGGCAUCAGCCAGAAAAACCAACCCCGGUACAUAUUUCUCUACACUUUCCCUCCAGCUGUUAACUGAAAGUCGAGUGCAUUUAGUGAACAUCACAGAGGACAUACAGCAGUCUUAAUCACUGACAAAACAAAAGUGGCAUCCACAAAAAUAGAUAGCAGCUGCAAGUGGGAGGGAUCAAUUCUAACGUCUAAAGAUGUGAUUUCAGCUCGAUUGUUGCAGAGAAUUCAAUUGCGAAAA
Perca flavescens (yellow perch) is the source of this 4648-nucleotide messenger RNA. It is a transcript of the gene nudt14, whose product is annotated as nudix (nucleoside diphosphate linked moiety X)-type motif 14. The transcript has 5 exons. Gene Ontology annotation, biological process: nucleoside phosphate metabolic process; ribose phosphate metabolic process. Gene Ontology annotation, molecular function: UDP-sugar diphosphatase activity; metal ion binding. Bases 130 to 870 code for a protein of 246 amino acids. NCBI's taxonomy places the organism in Eukaryota, Metazoa, Chordata, Actinopteri, Perciformes, Percidae. The record is from RefSeq and is a predicted model, not a curated record.